Molecule: messenger RNA, 2313 nt
Organism: Vicia villosa (hairy vetch)
Lineage: Eukaryota; Viridiplantae; Streptophyta; Magnoliopsida; Fabales; Fabaceae
Exons: 4
Coding region: 1-2313 (770 amino acids)
Molecular function (GO): zinc ion binding
Source: RefSeq, a predicted model, not a curated record
AUGAUUACGUUUAAAGUAGUGUUUUAUAUAAAAGGUUGUUUCGUGAAAGACCCAGAGAUUAGAUACGAAGGUGGGACUGUAAUUGGGUUUAACAACCAAGACAUAGAUUACUGGUCGUUUUAUGAAGCACGUGACUUAGUGAAAACCAUUGAACCUGACUUUGAUGAAAAAACUGUUAAGAUGUGGUGGAAACCUGGAAAUGGUAGUUUUGAAGAAGACAUAUUGCCAUUUAGGGAUGACUCAGAUGUUGCUGAGUUAGUGAUGUUUGUUGUUGGAAAUAACUGUGAUGCUGAGAUAUUUUGUGAACCACAACCUGAAGAAGGUGGUAGUACCUUUAUGGAUAGGAUUAGGGAGAAGGGGAAGGGCAAAGCAGAUAAUGAGAAUAAUAGUGAGGAUGAAUCAAGUGAUGAAUCAGUAAGGGAUGUGCAUUUUGAUGAUAGUGAGGAGGAAAGAAUGAAGGGUUUUGCUGAAGAAAUGGAUGAUGUGGUGAAUGGAAAUGCUGCUGAGCAUAUAAAUCAAGAAAAUGGGGAAGCAAAUCCUGGUGCAGCAAGUCAACAAGUUAACAAAAUUAGUAUCACAGAAGAAAUGGGGAAGCAACAUGUCAUUGAAGAUGAAUACAUGACAGAUGAGUUGGAUAGUGGGGCUGAGGAUGAUAGUUCUGAUGAAAGGCAAUGUGUUAUAAGGUUCAAUGAGGAAGAUAAACUGAGCAAGGAUUAUGUCUUCAAAGUAGGAAUGGAAUUUCGUUCAUUGAGACAGUUUAAGGAUGCCAUACUUGAGCAUAAUGUGCUAAAUGGAAGAGAUGUGAAGUUUGAGAAGAAUGAUUCUAAUAGAUGCAGGGUUGUUUGCAAGGACAAGAAAAGUUGUGGGAGAAAGUUUUUUAACAAAAGUGCUAAGGCAGAAUGGGUUGCUAAGGUUAUUGUAGAUGGUUUGAAGAACAACACUAAGAUGAAACUGAAUGAGGUAGUUGCUGAUAUUAGACAAAGGUAUUCCACUGAAAUUCCAGGGUGCAGGGCAUUUAGGGCAAGACAAAUUGCAAGACAAAUAGUUGAGGGGGAUUCAAGCAAACAAUUUAGUAUGUUGUGGUCUUAUGGUUCUGAGUUGAGAAGGGCUUCAGCAGGCAAUACAUUCAAAAUCAACACUACUUCAUUUGCCCCAGGAUUGAAGCCUAGGUUUGAGAGGUGUUACAUAUCCUUUGAUGGGACCAAGAAAGCAUUGACAAAGGCAUGCAGGCCCUUUAUUGGAUUGGAUGGAUGCCAUUUGAAACACAAAUAUGGUGGUAUUUUACUCAUUACAGUGGGCAGAGAUCCAAAUGACCAAUAUCUUCCUGUUGCUUUUGCUGUAGUUGAGAGUGAAACAAAAGACUCUUGGAGCUGGUUUAUGAAGUUACUUAUUGAAGAUAUUGGAGAUGGCAGAUGGUGUUUCAUAUCUGAUCAACAGAAGGGACUGGUGCAAGUGUUUGAAGAGGAGUAUCCAGCUUAUGAGCACAGAUUUUGUCUAAGACAUUUAUAUGCAAACUUCAAAAAAAAGUUUGGUGGAGGAACUUUGUACAGGGAUCUCAUGAUGGCAGCUGCCAAGGCUACCUAUUUUGAGGCACAUGAAGCAAAGAUGCUUAUGAUCAAGGAGGCCAAAUUGGAAGCUUAUGAGUGGUUGGAGGCAAUUCCCAAGAACAAAUGGUGUAAGCAUGCUUUCCCUUUUUUCUCAAAGUGUGAUGUGUUAAUGAACAAUUUGAGUGAGUCUUUUAAUGCAACCAUUUUAUUGCAAAGGGACAAGCCAAUUAUUACAAUGCUUGAGUGGAUUAGGAAUUAUUUAAUGGGGAGGUUUGCGACCCUUAGAGAAAAAGUAGAUGGAUACAAUGGUCAAAUAAUGUCUAAACCAUUAAAGAGAUUAGAUAGAGAGAUUGAGAAGAGUGCUAGUUGGAGAGCAACAUAUGCUGGUAGGUAUUCAUUUCAAGUUACCCAUGUACUCUUUACUGACAGCUUUGUAGUUGACCUUGAGAAACAUACAUGUAGUUGUAACUUUUGGGAAAUAGUUGGGAUACCAUGUAGACAUGCAGUGGCAGCCAUAUAUAGGAAGGUGGAUGACCCAGUGAGUUAUGUAAACAAGUGCUAUCACAAGAGUACCUAUGAGGCAUGCUAUAAUGAAGUCAUCACCCCUUUGAAUGGCCAGAACAAAUGGCCCAAAACAACUCAACCUGAUAUGUUUCCACCACUGUACAAACGUGGUGCAGGGAGGCCCAAAAAACUAUGUAGGAGAGAAGCUGAUGAGGUCACAACAAAAGGACUUGCAAGAAAAACAAGCAAAUUGUUGCCAUAG